Molecule: messenger RNA, 1590 nt
Organism: Chaetomium globosum CBS 148.51
Lineage: Eukaryota; Fungi; Ascomycota; Sordariomycetes; Sordariales; Chaetomiaceae
Exons: 5
Coding region: 1-1590 (529 amino acids)
Biological process (GO): transmembrane transport; amino acid transport
Cellular component (GO): membrane
Molecular function (GO): transmembrane transporter activity
Source: RefSeq, a predicted model, not a curated record
AUGGCGUCCGCCGAGAAAGAGAAGAAAGAGCUCGCCAUCCAGAUAACAUCUCUAGGGACCUCCAGCGGCCAUACCACGCCCACCUGCCCCUCGAGCGGCAAUGUGACGCUGGACGAUGCGGACAAGACCCUAGAAGCCAUGGGAUACAAGCCACGCGAGUUCUCGACAUGGUCCAGCUUCAGCUUCGCCAUGAGCAUCUGUGGCAUCUACAGCUCGCUCAUGUCCACAUGGAUCUACGGGCUCCAAGCCGGUGGUGCCGGCGCCAUCAUGUGGAGCUGGAUCAUUGGCGGUGCCGGUGCGUUGGCGCUGGCCAUCAGCCUUGCUGAGCUCUCGUCGGCCUACCCCAGUGCCGGGGCCAUGUACUCGGUGUUGAAGCAUGUAGCCCCUGAGAGCCAGGGCCCGCUGCUGUGUUGGAUGUCAGGCUAUAUCACCCUCGCUGGUGUGAUUGCAGGGACUGCCAGCACGGAGUACGCAUCAAGCCAGAUGCUGCUGGCCGCCGUGUCGAUCGCGACGGACUUCUCCUACGUCCCCAGCACCGGGCACGUCUUUGCCGUCAUGGUCCUGCUCUCCGUCCUCCACGCCGCCAUCAACAGCCUGCCCACGCGCUGGCUGACGCGGCUGACGAGCGGCUACGUCGUGUUCCACAUGAGCAUCCUGGUCGGCGCCGCCGUCUGCCUGCUGGUCCAGACCAAGGACAAGCACAGCAUCGCGUACGCCUUCACUGACUUCCAGCCCACCUCCGGCUGGACCCCGCCGGCCUUUGCCAUGCUCUUCGGCUGUCUCUCCCCGGCCUGGACCAUGACCAACGCCGAUAGCACCGCCCGAAUCGCCGAAGAAGCCAAAGACCCCGCCCGCGUCAUCCCCCGCGCCAUCGCGCACGCCUCCACCGUCACCUACAUCAUCGGGCUCGCCUUCAACCUGAUCCUAGUCAUCUGCAUGGGCGACCCGCUCUCCCUGAUCAGCUCCCCCAGCGGCCAGCCCGUAGCGCAGCUCUUCUACAACGCUUUGGGGCGCGCCCCCGCCGUCUUCUUCACGCUCGCGGGCUUCGCGGUCAUGAACCUGGUCGCGAUCCCCGGCCUGCAGGGGGGCAGCCGCACGAUUUAUGCUUUUGCGCGCGACGACCUCGUGCCGCUGUCGCGGGUGUGGCGGCGGAUCUCGCCGCGCUCGCAGACGCCCGUGGCGGCGGUGUGGUUGUAUGCGGGGCUGGGGGUCGCGGUGAAUUUGUUGGGGCUGGUCAGCCAUACGGCGAUUAGUGCGGUUUUUAAUGUGUGCACGGUGGCGUUGAAUCUGUCGUAUAUGUUGCCGAUUGUUUGUAAGAUGGUGUAUGGGCGGUUUGAGAGGGGGCCGUGGCAUCUGGGGCGGUGGGGGUUUGUGGUGAAUUUGGUGGCCGUGGUGUGGAAUGUGUUUAUGUCGGUCGUGUUCUUCUUGCCGACGAACAUGCCGGUGACGAGCGAGAAUAUGAACUACGCCAGCGUUGUGUUUGUGUCGGUCCUGCUCUUCUCGGGCGGCUUCUGGUACACCCAUGGUCGGCACUUCUACACGGGGCCAGCGACGAAGAAGGUUUCGGAGACUAUCGUCGUGACAGUCUGA